This is a messenger RNA of Aspergillus brunneoviolaceus CBS 621.78, 2674 nucleotides long. Its product is annotated as putative dynamin GTPase. NCBI's taxonomy places the organism in Eukaryota, Fungi, Ascomycota, Eurotiomycetes, Eurotiales, Aspergillaceae. Gene Ontology annotation, cellular component: cytoplasm; microtubule; membrane. Gene Ontology annotation, molecular function: GTP binding; microtubule binding; GTPase activity. The record is from RefSeq and is a predicted model, not a curated record. The coding region runs from base 1 to 2484 and encodes 827 amino acids. The transcript has 4 exons.
AUGGCGGAGCAUUUAUCGACCGUGAUCCGAGCAAAGUCGGCCGAGAUGUCUCGUCCAUCGGCAUUGAAAAAUGACUUGAUCAAUAUCAUCACUCACGACAUGAAGACUCUGGUGAAGAAGAUCCAAGAUCUGCGGCACCUCGGUAUUGAAGACAGCCAGAUUGCUCUCCCCAGAAUCUGCGUUAUAGGCGAUCAGAGUGCGGGCAAGAGCUCUCUUAUCGAGGGUAUGAGCGAGAUCAAAGUCCCACGCGCGGCAGGAACCUGUACUCGGUGCCCGAUGGAGAUUAAUCUCACUGAAAGCGAUCCCGACCAACCUUGGACGUGCCGUGUAUACCUGUCGAGGAAAUACUUUUAUGACACGAGUCAAAGAGUUGAUAAAGUGUCUAAGAAGUCACAUCCUUUCGGCCCUUGGCAUGUUCAGGAUCAAGAGGACGAGCUGUUCAUUACCUUGAGCGAUAGAGAUGAUGUCGAAGAGGCGAUCCGAUGGGCCCAACUGGCUAUCCUGAACCCAGGAAGACCGACAGCUGAGUACAUUCCUGGGCAGAAUUUUGAAACCGAUGAGAAUUAUUGUCAGGCCAAGUUCUCACCCAAUGUAGUGCGACUCGAUAUUUCCGCUCCUGGCUUCCCAAGUUUGUCAUUUUACGAUCUACCUGGUGUUAUAAGCCAGGCCGAGCACGAAAGGGACAGAUAUCUGGUUGCUAUGGUCGAGAAUCUUGUUAAAGAAUACAUUACUCAAGCGAACUGCAUCGUGCUGUUGACCUUGCCGAUGACAAAUGAUGCAACCAACUCGAGUGCUGCUCGCCUCAUGAGGGAGGUAAAGGGUGCAAAGGCGAGAACUUUGGGAGUGCUUACAAAGCCCGAUCGAAUCCAAUCCGGGGAGUCAUACGUUCAAUGGCUGGAGAUUUUGGAAGGAGACAAAUUCAAGCUUGGACACGGCUACUAUGUGAUCCGCAACAAUCCAGACCCCACGAUCCAGCAUGCUCAAGCGCGUGGUGAAGAGGAUGCGUUCUUUGCUUCAGAGCCGUGGGCAACAGAACUUGUCGCAUAUCAAGAGAAGUUUGGAACCAGAAAGUUGCAGACAGCACUCUCAAGCCUUCUACUGGACCAAAUUCAAGGUUGUCUUCCUAAGGUCAUCGAACAGAUUGAAGCCAAAUCUCAACGUAUCGAUGCUGAGCUCCAAACCCUGCCGGAUCCUCCUUCAGCGAGCAGUCCAUUCAUUCUGUGUCAGAUGCUGAACAAUUUCAGGGAGCGCGUGCAGGCGCAUAUGGACGGCGGCUCGGUUGACUAUCCGCUGCUGAAGAUGUGGUCUCAUCUAGCAAUCGACUUCAAAAAGGUGCUGAGAGAGACCCGGCCAAGUAUCAAGAUAUUAUCUCAAGCCGAGGAGCGUGAGAAAGCGAUGUACAGUCAGAAGGCUGAUGACUCAGAUAGCGAAGUCACUGAAGUCCACCCCCCUCUCGCAACUUUAGCAAAGCGCAAGGCCUUGAACCACGGCGAUACACCGGAUGCCAAGAGGAGAUUUACACCGGACUUAGACAGUUUUAGGCCAUUUGAUAAGGUCCGUCGCGAUAUCAAGAAUUUCACCUGGGAAGAAAUUCGGGAAUGCAACGAAGCUGCCACGCGAGGGUGUCUUCCAGACCAAAUCGAUCCAAAAGCAAUCGAAAUACUGAAUCAGCGGAGCGUGAAACACUGGAAAACGCCAUUGACCAUUUUCUUGGAUGAAAGCCAUAACCUAGUGAAAAGGAUACUGCUGGAGCAAGUUGAUGAGGUCUUUGUGCAGUAUCAGCGGACUAACCUCUAUCGCGAAAUACGCCGAAUUGUGGAGCAAUUCUUACAGAAGCUUCACCAGCAGCACAUCAACUGGGCAGAAGAAGUAUAUGAGAUGGAACAUAACAAUCCUUUUACGAUGAACGGAAUAGCGCUAGAGCAGGCCAAGAACGAUGGGUUUGGUGUUCUCGUACGCGCUCGGAACAGCAAUCGCUACGCUUUGUACCAAGACCGUAUUGGCAGAUACCCACAGGGGGAUAUUCGCCGUGAGAAGGAACUCAGUAGCAUGAUGGAGAAGCCACAGGAGUUGGAGGCAGCACUUGGUCCGGAUCAGUACCUCCCGGAAAUGAGAAUCAUGGCGUAUGCGCGAGGUUACUAUGAUGUUGCGAGCUCUCGUUUCGUCGACUUGAUCUGCCAGAGCACCCAUACAAAGCUCUUCUCCAAGUGCCGCGGUCAAUUGAUCGAAGAAGUUCAACGCGAGCUACAUAUCAACGAUCAUGACAUGUUUGAGAGAUGCUGCGAUCUCAUGGCAGAGGAGCCAGAGCGCCAACAUCGCCGACUGGUUCUCCAACGCGAGAAGGAGAAGAUUGUCAAGGCGCAGACAUGGCUGUCGGCUGCCAAGAAGGACGAGCCCGAAGACGUGUACGACAAUAUGACGGUCAAGUCCCAACCUCAGGACGAUUGGGCACCUUUCGCUUCGAGUAUGGAUACGUCUGUGUGAGAGUCUAUAUGCAGACGAUUGAUCGGGACAAUUGAUUAGAGCCAGAGACAAGAAACUUGGGGUGGGUUGAAAGGUGAAAGGCGGGGUACGCGAUUAUAGAAGGAGAGAGCGAUAGAUCAAAACCCCAUCCGCAUGCCCUAAGCCCUAAGCCCUGCCUGCCAAUGAUAAGGAUUGAUAGCGUUGGGAUCGG